Messenger RNA from Branchiostoma floridae (Florida lancelet), 959 nucleotides. RefSeq lists its product as uncharacterized. Bases 144 to 959 code for a protein of 271 amino acids. The transcript has 4 exons. Lineage: Eukaryota; Metazoa; Chordata; Leptocardii; Amphioxiformes; Branchiostomatidae. The record is from RefSeq and is a predicted model, not a curated record.
AUCAGCACUGCCUAUCAAUGAGAGAGGCUGGACUUUUGAUACUUUAUAGAUCCGCUUUAUCCUUGGAGAUUCCUGCAAAUUUGAUUUGUGCAAAUUAUAUCCUUAUUUAGAACUUGACGUAAGAAACGUGUAGGUAAGCUACGAUGAGCCUCUGUAAGAUCAACGACUUGAAAUAUUUCUUGAAAGCUUACAAGGUAGGAAAUUUUACACACAGUUUCCCUGACGCGGGAAUCGGGGAAAUGGAAGACUUUAGUGUGCGGAUCGGUCUGUUCGGGAUAACAGGAUCUGGUAAAAGCUCGUUUAUUAACUCCGUAGUCAUGGCCCUAAAUGACGACGACGUGGGACCCGCCGUAACACAGAGUACGGGCGCCGAAGGAACGAUAAUUUUGGAAACCUUUCCAAUUACCGAUCGGUUCACUCUCCUGGAUACAAGGGGCUUCGACUGCCUUGGUGGGGACGCCGAACAGGAAAUACUGGCCAUUUUGAAUGGCGACAUCAGAGACGAAAGCUGCAUUGACCGAAAAAGGAUGGUGAAAACUUCGUUGGCAGGAAAAGGCACAAACACGAAAGACGAGACUCACAUCGUGCUGUGGUUUGUGAACGCCAUGGACCCUCGGCUACACAGAGGUGCCUAUAGUCGCCACAUGGACUUUCUGCGACAUCAACUCUUCAGAAGAGGAGUGCUAACUAUGACCAUCCUUACACAUGAAGACAUGUUGGACUCGAAGGGAAAUACUCCAGAAGAGAGGCAUAAGCUGUCUGAGUCUGCAAGGGAGAUAACCGGAAGCUUCCACGAGAAUACAUAUUUCCUGUCCAACUUCAUCAAAGGGAAGGAAUUCUCCGAUGAAAACAGACUUAAGGUUCUUGAAAUAAUCAAGAGGUCUCUAGAGCUCUCAGAGAGCACAAUCAAGACACGACAAACAAAGAAGAGACUGGCUUCAAGGUUAAAGAAUACGUAG